AUGACUAGCCCAGUCGGCUAUACUUUUUUACGCUGCGAUGCUGAUUUGAAUCGCAUUACCUCACGGCUGUCAUAUCUGAAGGAAGUUGGAGCAACAGCAUCCUGGAUUUCGCCCAUAUAUGAUUCACCGAUGGUAGAUAUGGKCUAUGACAUUGCGAACUUCACGAAAAUUUAUCCGGUUUUCGGUACCAUGGAGGAUUUCAAUGCUUUUUUGGCAAAAUGGACCCAGGGAUGGGCGAACGUUCACCCCYAAACAAAUGGAUUAUACUGCUAUCUGCACCAGUUUCUUGCAAAUGAAACUGACUUAAACUGCUUUAAUCCCGUUGUGCGUGAGCGUAUGAAGGAAAWGAUGAAAUUUUGGCUCGAUCGCGGUGUAGAUGGCUUUCGCAUGGACGCCACGAACUUUUUAGUUGAAAAACGUUUCGAAAAUGGCACAUAUCCAGAUGAACCGGUUACUAUGAUUAUUGAAGGAUAUUCCGAUGUCGACGUUGUGAGUAACUAUAUCUCUAAUGGCACCCAUCUCGGUGAACAGUUGCCAAUGAAUUUUAAUUUUGCGAAACUGAACGAAAACUCCACAGCGGAGACCGGAGCCGAAAUGGCCAAUUGGGUGGCAAACAAUCAUGACUACAGUCGCUUACCAACACGUAUGGGUGAGAGCAAAACGGAUGCGAUGACUAUGAUAAUACAUGGACUACCCGGUACAUCGAUUACUUAUUACGAUGAAGAGAUCGGAAUUUCUGAUGGAGAAAUCGAUUGCGCCGGCGACUCUUGCGACUUUCGUCAUCCAGAGCGCACAUCGAUGAAAUAA
This is a messenger RNA of Bactrocera latifrons, 807 nucleotides long. Its product is annotated as maltase A2-like. Lineage: Eukaryota; Metazoa; Arthropoda; Insecta; Diptera; Tephritidae. The record is from RefSeq and is a predicted model, not a curated record. Gene Ontology annotation, biological process: carbohydrate metabolic process. The transcript is spliced from 5 exons. Bases 1 to 807 code for a protein of 268 amino acids.